AUGUUCUCGAAGUCUAGAAAAAGAGGAGGUAAAGAAAAAUGGUGUGGUAAAUGCAAAAAGAAAAACUCUAGAAAAAGUGGCGAGAAGGUGACAUGUUUUAAGUGUGUAAAGCCUGAUCAUUACGCCGACGAAUGUCCAUUCAAUGAAAAGGUAUGGUACGAAUGUAAUGAGGAAGGGCACUUCAAGCAGGACUGCCCAAAGAGGGAAGAAGCUACAAAGCCAAAUGUAACGUUGAAGCAUUAUGAUGGAUGCGACGAAGAGGUGACUUGUUACAAAUGUGGAAAGACAGGGCAUUACGCCAACAAGUGUGUAUCCAAAGAGAGGGUGUGCUAUGAAUGUCGAAAAGAAGGGCAUUUAUCUAGGGAUUGCCCGAAGAAGAAUGAAGGAGCAAGACCAAAUACACUGCCACAGCCGAGGGCAGGAGCAUUUCAAAUGAUCCUUGACAAAGCAGACAAUAUUGUGAGGAAUCAAGGAGGAGGAUUUUAUAUCCAAAGAUUAAGUUAUCAAGUAGCAGGGUGA
This is a messenger RNA of Lactuca sativa (garden lettuce), 519 nucleotides long. The record is from RefSeq and is a predicted model, not a curated record. NCBI's taxonomy places the organism in Eukaryota, Viridiplantae, Streptophyta, Magnoliopsida, Asterales, Asteraceae.